AUGCGCUUGUGCAUUGAUUACCGAGGGAUCAACAACAUAACCAUCGAGGACAAGUAUCUGUUGACACGGAUUGAUGAGCUGUUAGAUCAACUCAGGGGAGCAAGCUGGUUUUCGAAGAUUGAUUUAGCCUCCGGCUACCACCAGAUUUCGAUCUCAGAACCAGAUGUGAUGAAGACUGCCUUUCAAACAAGAUAUGGCAAGUACGAGUUUGUAGUGAUGCUGUUUGGACUUACCAACGCUCCAGCAGCAUUCAUGCAACUAAUGAACGAAGUUUUUCAUGACUAUUUGGAUCGAUUCGUGAUAAUAUUCAUCGAUGACCUCCUUAUAUACUCGUGGAGUGUCGAAGAACAUGAAGAACAUUUGAGGAUGGUGUUAGAACGACUAACAGAGAAGAAGCUGUUUGCCAAGUUCAGCAAGUGCAUAUUUUGGCAAAUGGAAAUUGGGUUCCUAGGACAUCGAGUCUUAGAACAAGCAGUGUCCGCCGACCCAGAGAAGAUUGCCGCGAUCCAAGAUUAG
Messenger RNA from Camelina sativa (false flax), 516 nucleotides. Lineage: Eukaryota; Viridiplantae; Streptophyta; Magnoliopsida; Brassicales; Brassicaceae. The record is from RefSeq and is a predicted model, not a curated record.